Saprolegnia diclina VS20 is the source of this 1296-nucleotide messenger RNA. RefSeq lists its product as hypothetical. The transcript is spliced from 4 exons. Gene Ontology annotation, cellular component: membrane. The record is from RefSeq and is a predicted model, not a curated record. Gene Ontology annotation, biological process: calcium ion import across plasma membrane. Bases 1 to 1296 code for a protein of 431 amino acids. Lineage: Eukaryota; Oomycota; Saprolegniomycetes; Saprolegniales; Saprolegniaceae. Gene Ontology annotation, molecular function: monoatomic ion channel activity.
AUGCAUCCGAGCAACCGGCGCCGUGACGACAUUGGUGUCAUGGUCGAGAUGGCCGAGUCGUCCACGACCUUUCUCGCGCCGGAACACGCGCAGUGCGACAAUGGAGAGGACAAGUCGUUUCCGCCGAGUCUACGGCGACGCUAUGCGAGCGCCCUCGAUCCACACCGGUCGACGUUUCGCCAUACGACGUCGCUCCAACACGAAGCCGCCAAGGACCAAAAGCUCCGCGAGCUCGACGAGGUGGCCGCGACCCUCGAUAUGUGGCGAGACGACCACGACUCGAUGGUCAAAGCACUGCGCACCAAGGUGCGCGACUCGAUGCUGUUUUCGCUGCUGCACAACGACGCGACCGCCGGCAUGGACGAGUGGGACCGUGAUGUGAUCCAAGACGAGAAGAAGAAGCUGUUGCAACACCCCGUGAUGCGCCUCAUCGUACUCCUCAAGUGGCGGGCGUUUGGUGUUCGCAUGUUUAGCGAGCAGCUCCUCAUGCACUUGCUGCUGCUUUUGACGCUCACGGUGUCGCUCACUAUCUCGCUCGGGACUAUCCAAGGGGAUCCAAAAGACGAUCCAGAUGGCGACAAAGAGUUCAAGAAAAUUGCUGGCUCUUGGCUCUGCGGCACCGCGCUUCUGCUCUUGUCGCUGCUCGUGACGCGCUUCUUGACGUGGCAAAACAAAAAGGCAUGUGCGAUCACCGCCAUCUCCCUCAACCUCGACCACCUCGUUCAGCUCUGCGACUCGUUGACGUUUGUCAAACUCAACAAUGGGCUCGUCGGUCUCUGCGCCGUCUACUUUUGCAUCUUUGAGCUCCGCGAGCUCGCCGCCGACUAUCCCGACUACGCCGUCUUUCUUUGCGGCGACUCGCUCAUGUACUGGCGCCUUGUCCAUGUCCCAACCCACUUUGUCACGUCGAUCUACAAGCUCGUCUGCACCAAGACGCCGUCGCCGUACCUCGAGUCGUACUGGAAUCGCAUCCAGCUCCCGCUCUUUUUGCUUGUCCUUGUCUACGCGCUCUGCGAACUCUGGACGUAUUUCCCGUUCGAGAUGUGCGUCUACCUCGGCAUCCCGAUGCACUUCGUGCUCUGCCUCAUGUGCGUCCAGUAUCUGGAAGCCUUCCGCGAUGUCGGGUACCUCCUCCCGAUGAUGCGGCGUAUGCUCACCGACGUCUUCCGCUACUUGGCCUUUUACCUCCCGAUUCAGUGCGGCUACGCCUGCGCCUACUACCUCCUCUUCAAGAGCCAAGGCGAGAACCUCAAGCCAUCUUCCCGGGCGCCAACACCACAGACGAGACCCUGGUGA